GCAUUCCUUAGUCCUGAAAAUCCUGAGGAGCCUUAUCUGGAAGGCAUUGGCUUUAACUGCGUGGCUCCGGGAAAACGCUUUAUGCCAAUGGACAGUUUGUCAGGAGGUGAAAAAUCUGUGGCAGCUCUGGCUCUUGUGUUUGCUAUACACAGUUUUCGGCCAGCACCUUUUUUUAUUUUAGAUGAGAUAGAUGCUGCCCUGGAUAACACAAACAUUGAUAAAGUAUCAAGUUUCAUUAGAGAACAGGCACAUGAACAGAUUCAAAUGAUAGUUAUUUCUCUAAAGGAAGAGUUUUAUUCCAAAGCAGACGCAUUGAUUGGAGUGUGUCCAGAGCACGAUGACUUUAUGUUCAGUCGAGUACUGACUUUGGAUCUUACCGAGUAUCCAGACAUCGAUGACCAGGAAAGAACAGAGAAGCACAAACGCAGUUCGGUUUUGGAAUAAAGCGUGGAUGAUUUCAGGGCCAGGUGACAACAGCAAGAACUGUGUUUACAGCUGACUGUUACAAAUCUGAGUUUGAAUGUGGC
Pelecanus crispus (Dalmatian pelican) is the source of this 527-nucleotide messenger RNA. NCBI's taxonomy places the organism in Eukaryota, Metazoa, Chordata, Aves, Pelecaniformes, Pelecanidae. The record is from RefSeq and is a predicted model, not a curated record.